Molecule: messenger RNA, 2596 nt
Organism: Fragaria vesca subsp. vesca
Lineage: Eukaryota; Viridiplantae; Streptophyta; Magnoliopsida; Rosales; Rosaceae
Product: microtubule-associated protein 70-1-like
Exons: 11
Coding region: 257-2128 (623 amino acids)
Biological process (GO): cytoskeleton organization
Molecular function (GO): microtubule binding
Source: RefSeq, a predicted model, not a curated record
UCUAAUCACUCUCUCUCUUUCUCUCUCUACUCCCCAGGCCCAGAUUUAAAUCACAACCUAGAGAGAGAAGCCAAAACAAACCCUCUCUACAAAACCAAAAGCUCUCCACACUCUUCUCUCUCUAUUUCUCUCUCUACAUUUUCUCAGACUCUCUCCUCCUCCCUCAUCUCUGUACUUGUGAUUUGAAACCCUAGCAUUUCGGAUCCCGAGCUGCAUUUGGAUGUGAAGGACCUCCCUCCAGAUCGGGUUUGUAUUCAUGGAGGAAGUUUCCGGCGACGGAGCGUCUCCGAUGACGGAGUACGGCGGCAAUGGACUGCCGCCGGGGUACAAUCCGACGCCUCCGCCGCCGCUGACGGUGUCGGGAUCGUUCAAGGAUGGGAAGAGCUCGUCGCGGAGGAGAGCAAUCAGGAGGCCGAGCAUGGACGGCGACGAGUUCAUUAACCUACUGCACGGGUCGGAUCCGGUCAAGGUGGAGCUCAAUCGGCUUGAGAAUGAAGUCAGAGAUAAGGACCGGGAGUUGGGAGAAGCGCAGGCGCAGAUCAAGGCUCUGAAGCUCUCUGAAAGAGCCAGGGAAAAAGCUGUUGAAGAGCUCAGUGAUGAACUGUCAAAGGUGGACGAGAAGCUUAAGUUAACGGAAUCUCUUCUGGAAAGCAAAAAUCUUGAAAUCAAGAAGAUCAAUGAUGAGAAGAAAGCUUCUAUGGCAGCUCAAUUCGCAGCUGAAGCUACUCUACGUAGGGUUCACGCUGCUCAAAAAGAUGAUGAUAUGCCUCCAAUUGAAGCCAUUCUCGCACCUUUGGAGGCUGAGCUCAAGCUUGCUCGACAGGAGAUUGCAAAGCUUCAAGAUGAUAACAAAGCUUUGGAUCGUCUCACCAAAUCAAAAGAAGCAGCUUUACUUGAGGCUGAGAGGACUGUGGAAGUUGCCUUGGUUAAGGCCUCCAUGGUGGAUGACCUUCAAAAUAAAAACCAAGAGUUGAUGAAACAGAUCGAAAUUUGCCAGGAAGAAAACAGAAUUUUAGAUAGAAUGCAUAGACAAAAGGUUGCCGAGGUUGAAAAGCUUACGCAGACUGUGCGAGAGUUGGAAGAGGCAGUUCUUGCUGGUGGUGCUGCGGCCAAUGCAGUCAGGGAUUACCAGCGGAAGUUCCAGGAGAUGAAUGAGGAAAGGAAAACUCUAGACCGGGAGUUGGCCCGUGCAAAAGUAACAGCAAACAGAGUAGCCGUAGUGGUAGCAAACGAGUGGAAAGACGCUAACGACAAAGUCAUGCCUGUAAAGCAAUGGCUUGAAGAACGGAGAUUCUUGCAGGGAGAAAUGCAGCAACUUCGGGACAAGCUUGCCAUAACUGAAAGAGCUGCCAAGUCAGAAGCUCAGUUGAAAGAAAAAUAUCAUAUGCGACUUAAAGUGCUUGAGGAGAGUGUGAGAGGAUCUUCUAACAUUAGUCGAAGCACGGCAGAAAGAAGUACAAGCAAUGGACCCUCUCGACGUCAGUCUCUUGGUGGAGCGGAUAACAUUCCAAAAUUAUCUUCCAAUGGCUUUUUAUCCAAGAGAACACCAGUCAGAUCCUUGUCCUCCAGCACCAGUUCAGUCUUGAAGCAUGCGAAGGGCACUUCCAAAUCAUUUGAUGGUGGUACUAGAUCACUGGACAGGGACAGGGGUAAGGUUCUUUUAAAUGGUCCAAGCCCCACUUUCUCAGUCAACCAAUCUUGUGAGGGAACCAAGGAUGGGGAAGCACAAAAUAACUGGAAAGGAAAUUCAGACGAUAAGCCAAAUGAGUUCUCAACCGUAGAUACAGAGGAUAAUGUCCCGGGGGUUUUGUAUGAUUUGCUACAGAAAGAGGUUGUAGCUUUGAGGAAAGCUGGCCAUGAGAAAGAUCAAAGCCUGAAAGAUAAGGAUGAUGCUAUUGAGAUGUUAGCCAAGAAGGUUGACACCUUGACUAAAGCAAUGGAGGUUGAGGCCAGGAAAAUGAGAAGAGAAGUUGCCGCUAUGGAGAAGGAGGUUGCUGCCAUGCGUGUGGACAAAGAACACGACAAUAGGGCGAAGCGGUUUGGUAGUGCCAAAACCUCUGCCAACAGUGCUCAAGUGCUUUCUGGAAGAGGUCUGUCACGAGGAGGGUUGACGCGCAGCACCCAAUAACGAAACCACAAGUGCCGAAAAGGUGUUAGGGCAUGUGCCUUGUUCUUCCUUCCAGUUACCACUUAUUUUAUGUCCCCCACCCCCCUACUGUGAUUGUAGUUGGCAUGCCAACGCUGGCAAGAGAGAACAUCCAGAAAAGAGAUCGAACUCUGAGAAAGCGUUGUGCUUCUGACAUAGAUUGGUAUUCCCAUGCUUAGAAAUCAGCCAAGAAAGAGAAAGGGAAGAAACAUUAUUGACUUUGGGCUAACCUUUUGUGAGGUAUCGCGAGUGGGCAAUGGUUGUGUGUUGUAUAGGUAGCUUAUUUGGCUUUAACUUUGUUCUUCGUUUUGCAGUUUAUAUUUGUAAUUGCAGCUAGUGUGGUUGUUUGUUCAUAUUCUUGUAACCAGAUCAAGAUCAGAUCUUUUGUGGUUGUGUUAAUUCAUCUAUAGUCCACUGUUGGUUAUAUAUAUAUCUGGUAUGCUUAAGUUU